AUGACUUCUUUUGAUGAUCAAGGCUUCCCUAUUGUUCACCUUUCGAGCGAUGGCUGGUCAACUGAGGACGAAGCAACUGCCACUUGUUUCUGCGGAGCUGUACAGCUAGUACUUCCACUGAAAAAGCCCGGUCUUCUCAACCGCCAUGUCUGCCAUUGCAUCGACUGUCGCAAGAUCGGCUCAGCCUUCUAUCAGUCCAACAUCACAGUAGACGACACAUAUCUCAAGCACGUCCGUGGUGAGGACAAUCUCUCAACCUUUAGUGAGGAGAAGACCAUUCGCGCCAACGCGACCAUGAGCAACUAUUUUUGCAAGACAUGCGGCACACUCAUGUAUCGUCGUGGCGCUCGAUUUCCAGGCUUGACGAUUCUGAGGACCGGUACUGUUGAUGAUCUCAGCCUUGCAGAUACGAAAUUGAGACCUCAGGUCGAACAAUUCAUCGAGAGACGAGCUGCUUGGUCUAAACCCAUAGAUGGUGCAGCACAGGUUGUUGGGAUGCACCAGCCUUCGGAUAUUGAGGGUAUCCCUUAG
Messenger RNA from Fusarium subglutinans, 531 nucleotides. RefSeq lists its product as uncharacterized. The record is from RefSeq and is a predicted model, not a curated record. Lineage: Eukaryota; Fungi; Ascomycota; Sordariomycetes; Hypocreales; Nectriaceae. The coding region runs from base 1 to 531 and encodes 176 amino acids. Gene Ontology annotation, molecular function: carbon-sulfur lyase activity. The transcript is spliced from 2 exons.